CAGAUUAUAUUCUGCCCCCUUGGAAUUUCGAGUCUAAAACAGUUAUCUCAAAGUAAAGUUUACAGUCGUCCACUGUCCUGAUUCAUACCACAUUGUCAGUCCUUGUUCGUCAUCUCCCAAGAAUGGAUUGUGAAAUGCAGCAAAGUUUUCUGACUUAUGAGGAUAAGUGUGAGCUCUGGCUUUGCAACCCCAGACUCUUGCCAGAGUAGGUAAAUAGCACAGAAUUGACAAGGCAAAUCCAGAGCAACUUCAUUGUUGUCAUACAUCCGGGUUCAACAACUUUAAGGAUUGGUCGAGCCACAGACACACUUCCUAUCAGCAUUCCUCAUGUCAUUGCACGAAGACACAAGCAACAAGGGCAGCCACUGUACAAAGACAACUGGCUCCUAAGGGAAGGACUAAAUAAACCUGAAAGUAAUGAACAAAGACAAAAUGGUCUUAAAAUGGUGGAUCAAGCAAUAUGGUCUAAAAAGAUGUCAAAUGGUACAAGGCGGAUUCCUGUGUCCCCUGAACAGGCACGCUCCUACAACAAGCAGAUGCGACCUGCAAUUUUAGAUCACUGUUCUGGAAAUAAAUGGACAAACACAUCUCAUCACCCUGAGUUUUUGGUUGGCGAAGAGGCCUUGUAUGUUAAUCCACUGGACUGUUACAAUAUCCACUGGCCUAUUAGAAGAGGUCAGUUAAAUAUUCACCCGGGACCUGGGGGCUCCCUUACAGCUGUUCUGGCAGAUAUUGAAGUAAUAUGGUCUCAUGCAAUACAAAAAUACUUGGAAAUUCCAUUGAAAGAUUUAAAGUAUUAUAGGUGUAUCUUGUUAAUUCCUGAUAUUUAUAAUAAGCAGCAUGUGAAAGAAUUGGUGAAUAUGAUCCUAAUGAAGAUGGGUUUCUCAGGGAUUGUGGUCCAUCAGGAGUCUGUGUGUGCCACUUUUGGAAGUGGUUUAAGCAGCACGUGUAUUGUAGAUGUUGGGGACCAGAAGACAAGUGUAUGCUGUGUGGAGGAUGGGGUUUCUCAUCGGAAUACUCGACUCUGUCUGGCAUAUGGAGGGUCUGACGUAUCAAGAUGUUUUUACUGGCUGAUGCAGCGAGCUGGAUUCCCUUAUAGAGAAUGCCAGUUAACAAAUAAAAUGGAUUGCCUUCUUCUGCAGCACCUAAAGGAAACUUUCUGUCAUUUAGAUCAGGACAUCUCUGGGCUUCAGGACCAUGAGUUUCAGAUUCGACAUCCAGAUUCGCCUGCCCUGCUUUACCAGUUUCGCUUAGGAGAUGAAAAGCUCCAGGCUCCAAUGGCUUUGUUUUAUCCAGCAACCUUUGGAAUCGUUGGACAAAAAAUGACGACUCUGCAGCACAGGUCGCAGGGUGACCCUGAGGACCCGCAUGAUGAGCACUACCUGCUGGCCACACAGAGCAAGCAAGAGCAGUCUGCAAAAGCUACUGCUGACCGCAAGUCUGCAUCCAAGCCUAUUGGAUUUGAAGGGGAUCUUCGUGGGCAGUCCUCGGAUCUUCCGGAAAGACUCCAUUCCCAGGAGGUGGAUUUGGGGUCCUCCCAGGGAGACUGUCUGAUGGCUGGCAAUGACUCUGAGGAGGCCCUCACUGCGCUGAUGUCCAGGAAGACUGCCAUCUCGCUGUUUGAAGGGAAAGCCCUAGGCCUGGAUAAAGCCAUCCUUCAUAGCAUAGACUGCUGUUCAUCUGAUGACACCAAAAAGAAGAUGUACAGCUCCAUCCUGGUGGUGGGAGGUGGUCUGAUGUUUCAUAAAGCACAAGAAUUUCUGCAGCACAGAAUUCUCAACAAAAUGCCACCUUCAUUCAGGCGAAUUAUUGAAAAUGUGGAAGUUAUCACAAGGCCCAAGGACAUGGAUCCUCGGCUGAUUUCAUGGAAAGGGGGCGCAGUGCUGGCUUGUUUGGAUACAACACAGGAACUGUGGAUCUACCAGCGAGAAUGGCAGCGCUUUGGUGUCCGCAUGUUACGAGAGCGAGCUGCCUUCGUAUGGUGAAAUGGGCAGGAAAAGUCACUCUUGGAGACCCCAAACAAGCCUCUUGGUAUAAAAGACUCUUAGAGGAUAUAUAUAUGUAUAUAUAUUUUUUUAAUUUAUUACUCUAAGUGCUUCAAUUUUGUGGAAAAUAAAUGAAUUUUAACGUGUGUUGAGAACAUGACCUUGGUGUGAAAUUAUAAGCCGCUUCUGCAGUCAAGAUGUUUGAGAAUAAAUGCGCUAAGGUCUCCUGCCCCAUUCAGGGUCUCAGGAACUCCACGGUGAUGUGAGUGCUUGAGCAGUUGUCCAGUGGUGAAGCUCUUCCUUGAAGUUGACUUCUAAGUGACAUGAGACAGUCUCCUGCGUCCCUGAGGAGUGGGUGUGUGACUUCGGCGCCUGGAUUGUGAAAACGGUGUGGUCAUGGCAUUUUCCCUCUUGGCUAGAACAGCGAGCACAUGAUGUGACUCUCAGAAUUUCAAAUAGGAACAAGUUUUAUUUUUUUAAUUUUCUGUUAGAUUACAAAAAUGAUGAGGGCAGAUUCAGGUCUAGAUUUUUCAAGGCAAAGGUUUAAGGCUGGGCUGGCUGGCUUUUGUUACCCAACAUACUCUAGGGCAAGGAAAAGAAAACAGUCGUCGUCUGACCAAAACAGAACAAGAGCAGAAAAGGGAAUUUUCUUUCUUUGAUAUGGCCAAUAUGAAUGACUUGGGUAUAAUUUAGAGUUGUUAGCAUGUGUUGUACAGAUAAGCAGACUAACUGCUACAGUUACUGCUAACAAUUCUCUUUACCUGAAGAACCAGUGAAAACAUUUGGAGUUCUUUGUGUUCAGUGUGAUCAGUUGACCUUAACCUGUGAGCAGUCUGAAGCAGACAGUUGUCACCACCAGUGGUCCAGACCUUAGGGAAGACUGAGUGGAAGAGAAGGCAUUGUCUGCUGGAAGGGGAGCCAGUCAGUGAGCAAAGCCUGGGGGCUCUGAGACCUGGGCGGGUUGGGCAGUGCCUGAUUCCUGCCAGUCUCUUGCACUUGCUUCCACUAUCUUACCAUCAAGAACUGGAGGUGGGACUUGGGCAAAGACACAUUAGGGACAGUUAAGGGGUGAAUAAGAGUGGAAUCCUAUAUAAUAAAAGGGUAAUAUGCAAAUUGACCCUAAUGGUGGAACGACCAGAU
Molecule: messenger RNA, 3125 nt
Organism: Myotis davidii
Lineage: Eukaryota; Metazoa; Chordata; Mammalia; Chiroptera; Vespertilionidae
Gene: ACTR8
Product: ARP8 actin-related protein 8 homolog (yeast)
Exons: 13
Coding region: 444-1985 (513 amino acids)
Biological process (GO): regulation of DNA-templated transcription; double-strand break repair
Cellular component (GO): Ino80 complex
Source: RefSeq, a predicted model, not a curated record